AGGACAGCGAUGUCGUGGAAGGCGUCCCUGCUUGUAGGAAUGGUUGUGCUAGGCACUCAUAUAUGGACCAUUGACAAAGGCUUUGUAGACAUUGCUAAGGAUCUAGAUUAUUUCGUCGCAUCUGUGGAGUUUGCUGUGGCUCAGUUCAAUGACAACAAUCAAGAAGAGAACACAUACAGGUUGCUUGAAGUUGGGAGAGCCCAGAAAAAGACAUGGACAAUGAUUUUUUUAAUGGAAUUGGAGAUGGGCCGUACAAUUUGUAAGAAACAUGAUGAAAACAUGGAUAAUUGCCCAUUGCUACAAGGCUCAGGAGAAAAUCAGGUGAACUGUGUUCUCCAAGUAGAUGCCCGACCUUGGUUUUCCCACUUCUCCAUCCUGAAUAGUACCUGUGUGCCAGCAUAA
This is a messenger RNA of Mesocricetus auratus (golden hamster), 402 nucleotides long. RefSeq names its product cystatin-14. Bases 10 to 402 code for a protein of 130 amino acids. The transcript has 3 exons. Gene Ontology annotation, molecular function: cysteine-type endopeptidase inhibitor activity. The record is from RefSeq and is a predicted model, not a curated record. NCBI's taxonomy places the organism in Eukaryota, Metazoa, Chordata, Mammalia, Rodentia, Cricetidae.